This is a messenger RNA of Aplysia californica (California sea hare), 841 nucleotides long. RefSeq lists its product as uncharacterized. NCBI's taxonomy places the organism in Eukaryota, Metazoa, Mollusca, Gastropoda, Aplysiida, Aplysiidae. Gene Ontology annotation, molecular function: nucleic acid binding; RNA-DNA hybrid ribonuclease activity. The record is from RefSeq and is a predicted model, not a curated record.
GUUUGAACUGAGCCCCGAUUGCAGAAGCCUGGCCAACGUUCACAUCAAAUGUGCUGCUGUCAUUAACGACAAUGACAUUCGACAGUUAAUUGAAGAGCACUCUAAGCCAGAGGACCCAAUGAUCUACAUGGAUGAAUCGGUCAGGAGGGGUGAGAGAAGUAGGUGGGGUUUGGGGUACACAGUGGGAACCAAACAGGUUCAUAGCAUGACAGGGAUCAUAGAAAGAACAACUUCAAGCAUGAAAAUGGAGUUUGAAGCCGUAACAAGAGCGCUUGGCAGGCUUCAAAAUACAAGACCAAGAACUACCCAUCUCAUUAUUGUCACAGACUCCCAAAGCAUCCUGCGAAGGGUUGAAAAAGGGCUGCUUCGGAGGGAAUGGAUGAACCCAAUACAACACUCAUCACUUAGAGCAAUCACGUGGAUAUUCUGUCCUUGGCACUCUGGAGUGAAGGCCAAUGAGGAGGCUGAUAGGCUGGCAGGCAGUGCCGUGGUUGAUGGUGAGGUGAAAUUUGACAAAGGAGAAGUGUUGAAGACCCUGGAGGAAAAGUUGUGGGAUGAGGAAGACAGGGAGACAGCAGAACACCAUGCAAUCAUCAGGAUGCGGGAAAUUGGGAUAGAGAGGGGAAAAGGAAAAAAGGAACGAUUAUCUGGAAAGGAAAGACGUCGCCAUAAUCAGACAGCCACUGGAACAACCAGUAUGAAUACCUUGCGGGCUUUGGUGCUGGGAGGAACUGAGCACUUAUGGACCUGUCCGGUGUGUAAUGACAUAGUUGCCCAGGACAUGUAAUAAAAUGUAAGCAAUAACAGAUCGCCUCUCCCCUAUCGAAUCCCGCCUUGAUUC